Colletotrichum spaethianum is the source of this 864-nucleotide messenger RNA. RefSeq lists its product as uncharacterized. NCBI's taxonomy places the organism in Eukaryota, Fungi, Ascomycota, Sordariomycetes, Glomerellales, Glomerellaceae. Bases 1 to 864 code for a protein of 287 amino acids. The transcript is spliced from 3 exons. The record is from RefSeq and is a predicted model, not a curated record.
AUGGAUCUCAUGAUUUGCGGUACUUGCGGCGUGCAGUUCGACAGCCACGCAAUCAAAUCAUGCAAGAUAUGCGACGACCCUCGCCAAUACGUCGCUGAAGACGGCCAAUGGUUCACCACCCUUCGCGAGCUCCAAGACUCCAACAAGUACACCAAUGUCUUUACUAAAGACAAGUAUAACUCGGGCGUUAUCGCCAUUCGCACCGAGCCCCAAGUCGCCAUCGGCCAGCGUGCGUUUCUCCUCCGGUCACCCGCCGGCAACCUGCUCUGGGAUUGCAUCACGUACCUGGACGACGAAACCGUGCGCCGCAUCAAGGCCCUCGGUGGCAUCGCCGCCAUCGUUAUCUCCCACCCUCAUUACUUCUCUACCGCGCUCCACUGGGCCGAGGCCUUUGAUUGCAAAGUCUACGUCUCGGUUGAGGACGGCGAAUGGCUUACGCGCCGCGGAGACGCCCAUGUGUUAUGGGAAGGACAGGAGACGGAGUUACUCGACGGACAGUUUCUGGCUGUCAAAGUCGCAGGCCAUUUUCCUGGCAGCUCGGUGCUGCUGUGGAAGAGCGAGAAGAAGUUGUUUGUGGCGGACUCCGUCAUGGUAGUGCCUAGCGGAGUAUACCACGUAGACCGGCCCCCGGGGACUGCGAGCUUUGCGUUCAUGUGGUCAUAUCCAAACAUGAUCCCGCUUUCACCCGAGGCCGUGCAUGGCAUCUGGACGGCCGUUGCGGGGCUUGACUUCGAAGACGCACACAGCGCUUUUGUUGGACGUGAUGCCAGGGGUGACGCAAAGAAACGGCUAUUGGAGAGUGCCCAGCUUUUUGUUAGAUCUAUUGGAUAUACUGAUCAUCCUAUUCAUAGUGAGAGUAUUUAG